Molecule: messenger RNA, 1142 nt
Organism: Cynara cardunculus var. scolymus (artichoke)
Lineage: Eukaryota; Viridiplantae; Streptophyta; Magnoliopsida; Asterales; Asteraceae
Exons: 11
Coding region: 204-998 (264 amino acids)
Source: RefSeq, a predicted model, not a curated record
CCGUCGACGCCUUGCCGCUGGCUUGUUGCAAAACCCUCGACCCCUCCAUUCUGGUCAACACGCACGCAAACGGCAAAACCCAAACCAAGCUUUGUUCGCUGAACCUCGGUUCGGUAUCCGGGGCAACCUCGGUGCAUGCUCAUUUACUUACUUUCUCUGUGUAAUUACAACAAACAGUUGGUGUGCGUCACUCCUUUUUACAUAUGAUGAAAGGGAGCAGAACUACUGUAUUAACGUUCGCCGAAAAAUGCAAGACUAUAUUGGCGUCAAAUUGGCAAGGCAAUCUCAAUACAGUUAAGGCUGAUGCUAAAGGAAGCAAAGAAGAAAUCUACAGUUCAAAAGUUAAAUACUUUGUGAAGAAGGGAAGGCCAUAUGGGUGUGGGAGAUCAGGCAUGAGCCCUUGCACUGAGGCAUGGUUGGUAAUGGUGUCAAUGGGGUUCAAGAGACAAGUGAAUACAGUUAUAGAUGAACGUGGUUCGUUGGCUGUCACAAGUCCCAUACCAGGAUCACUUGCAAGUUUGCUUCAAUCUUUAAAGAAGCCUCCUAAUCGGGUUGCUCUUAUUGGUGAAGUUGUGCCACUUGGUGAUAAGAAGGUCAAGACAGCUGCAGAAAGCCUUCGAGAGGCGAUAAUAUCAGAAGGGGAGGCGAUAAAGAAGUUCAGUUAUUCCGGAGAAAAUCUCCAAGAGCUACUGGAUGAAGAUCAACAAUACAUGAGCUAUAAAUUUGAUAUAAGUUCAAUCACUUACAUAGAAGGCAAGGGAAGCAGCCAUGAAGUAGAUUUAAAGGAUAUGGAGGAAUCAAAGGCUGACCCCUUGUCACUUUUUUCUGCAAGCUUGAUUGAUGGGAUUAAUCAAAGCGAAGCUAGACGUCGAGCCCUGAUGAUUUUGUGUGCUACGUACUUGAAUAAGAAUGUGAAGGAUGUAGUGGUGGUUUCCGUUGAUCGGAAAGGGGUGGACCUUCAAGGUUGUGGGACCCAUGACGGAUGUCGGGUCUCGUGAAUGCGAGUGGAAAGAGUUGAGAUUGGUGUUAACGGAAGAAGCUGGAGACGUCGAGACAUUCUGCAGACGACUUGUUGAGAUGGAAAAGAAAGCACUUAAGAAUGUUGCAGAAUUCAGUGGCCUACCAUCAAAUCCAAUUGCAAC